GCUGUCUGCUGCUACUGGCCGAGUUUGCGCUGGAGGAGGGAGUCCCUAUCCCACUAACGUUACCGUCAGACGCCAAGUCUAGCAGUACCGUCUUCAGCGCAGUCUGCUGCUACUGGCCGAGUUUGCACUGGAGGAGGGAGUCCCUAUCCCACUAACGUUACCGUCAGACGCCAAGUCUAGCAGUACCGUCUUCAGCGCAGUCUGCUGCUACUGGCCGAGUUUGCACUGGAGGAGGGAGUCCCUAUCCCACUAACGUUACCGUCAGACGCCAAGUCUAGCAGUACCGUCUUCAGCGCAGUCUGCUUCAGCACCUUGCCUGCCUGGCUGCCUGCAAUGCCCUUGGAUACUGCCGUCCCUCUCAUCGCUACACAAUUUACAUUAUUCUGAACGAGAGUAUAAUAGCUGGAAAAGUCUUCAGGACAGGGCGAAGGAUACUGGAUUUAUAUUACCGUGUGACGGCGUUCAGUGUCUUUAUUUAUGUGAGCCUGUAUGGGGCGAAUGGAGAGGAGGGUGCAUCGAUAAUUGAGAGAGCAGAGCAGGACUUGCUGCCUGCUGCAGAAAACCUGACGGCUCGGUGGAUUUGGAUUUGUUGUUGGGACCAGCAGUCGGGCGCGGGUUUGCGCGUCAUAUCAAAGGAUUUCUCCAGACGGAGCGCUUCUACUUUUUUAAACCUGAGUUCUAAAAAAACAUAUUGCAUGGAGACAACAUCAUGGCUACGUUUGUAUGCAGGGUACAGUUCUUAGAUGAUACUGAUCCAUUCAACAGCACCAAUUUUCCUGAGCCGACCAGACCGCCUCAGUACACUUUCAGGGAAGAUAUCCCCCUUAUCAAUCAGAUUGCUGGAGUCCACAGGCUUCUCAAAGCCCCACACAAGCUUGAUGACUGUGCCCUCCAGCUCUCCCAAAAUGGGAGCUACCUGGACUUGGAGUCUACCCUGGCAGAACAGAGAGAUGAACUCGAGGGCUUUCAGGAGGGAGGAAGAGGCAAGAAGCACAGCAUCAUCCUCCGGACACAGUUAUCUGUCAGAGUUCACGCUUGUAUCGAGAAACUCUACAACUCAAAUGGACGAGAGCUGAGGAGAGCCCUGUUUUCCCUCAAACAGAUCUUUCAGGAUGACAAGGACCUGGUCCAUGAGUUUGUGGUGUCUGAAGGACUGACAUGUCUAAUCAAGGUCGGAGCUGAAGCAGACCAGAACUACCAGAAUUACAUCCUCAGGGCUCUGGGACAGAUCAUGCUGUAUGUGGAUGGAAUGAACGGCCUCAUAAGUCACAACGAAACCGUCCAAUGGCUUUACACACUCGUUGGAUCCAAGUUCCGUCUGGUCGUGAAGACAGCUCUGAAACUGUUACUGGUGUUUGUGGAGUACACUGAACCCAACACUGCCCUGCUCAUCCAUGCUGUCAACACCGUGGACACCAAGAGAGGCUGUAAGCUGUGGUCCAAUGCCAUGGAGAUUCUGGAGGAGAAGGAUGGGGUGGACACAGAGCUGCUGGUGUAUGCCAUGACCCUCAUCAACAAGACUCUAGCGGGCCUGCCUGACCAGGACUCAUUCUAUGACGUGGUGGACUGUUUGGAGGAGCAGGGCAUGGAGGCCAUGUCUCAGAGACACCGUAGCAGGAAGGGAACAGACCUGGACCUCAUGGAGCAGUUUAACAUCUACGAGACUACUCUGCGCCAUGAGGACGGGGACGACGAGAGCCAGCCAACUACCGUGGGUCGGAAGAACCGGCGGCGUGCCAGCGUGGGGGGCACCAACGACCGGCGAGGCCUGGAGAGGAGACGCAGCCGGAGACACUCCCUCCAGAAUGGGAGAGGAAUCACCUCAGCCCCUACUUCCCCCAGCAGCCCUCACUCUCACGGAGGACACAACGGUAGCUUCCUGCCCUUCGGAGGCCAGGGCAUCGACGACGUCAGCGAAAGAGAGGAGGAAGAGGAGGAGGAGGAAGAGGAGGAGGAGGAUGAGGAAGAUGAUGAGAGUCAUGAUAUCACAGAGACCACUAGAAAGGUCUUCCACAGCAGCCAAACAGCUGUAUUGUAUACAUCUAGAGCACCCGUUAGUGCUGGAAGCCGACACAUAGGCCACGUCAUGGCGCUCCCUGGCAGGUCCCAGGGUGUAGCCAGCGCCAGCGCCCCCACCACCCCUGUACACCGCUCCCAGGGUGUUGCCAGCGCCCCCACCACCCCUGUACACCGCACCUUUGCCACCUCAGGGGCACCACAGCUGGACUCCAAGUCUGACAGACCUUCUCUGGGGAGCUUGUUGUCCUCCUCCUACAGACAACACCAGGAGUCUCUGACUGCAGAGAGAGAGAGGAGGAGACAAGAGAGGGAGGAACGACUGCAGAAAAUCGAGAGGGAGGAGAGGACCCGCUUCAAUCGGGAUUACAUGGACAAGAGGGAAGAGACAAGACAGGCCAGAGAAGAGAGUGGGGUUCAGUUACCUGCCUCUGUAAAUCUCCACACUGUGUCCUCUCCAGUAGUGGGGGGAGGCUGUAAGCUGUGGUCCAAUGCCAUGGAGAUUCUGGAGGAGAAGGAUGGGGUGGACACAGAGCUGCUGGUGUAUGCCAUGACCCUCAUCAACAAGACUCUAGCGGGCCUGCCUGACCAGGACUCAUUCUAUGACGUGGUGGACUGUUUGGAGGAGCAGGGCAUGGAGGCCAUGUCUCAGAGACACCGUAGCAGGAAGGGAACAGACCUGGACCUCAUGGAGCAGUUUAACAUCUACGAGACUACUCUGCGCCAUGAGGACGGGGACGACGAGAGCCAGCCAACUACCGUGGGUCGGAAGAACCGGCGGCGUGCCAGCGUGGGGGGCACCAACGACCGCCCUACUUCCCCCAGCAGCCCUCACUCUCACGGAGGACACAACGGUAGCUUCCUGCCCUUCGGAGGCCAGGGCAUCGACGACGUCAGCGAAAGAGAGGAGGAAGAGGAGGAGGAGGAAGAGGAGGAGGAGGAUGAGGAAGAUGAUGAGAGUCAUGAUAUCACAGAGACCACUAGAAAGGUCUUCCACAGCAGCCAAACAGCUGUAUUGUAUACAUCUAGAGCACCCGUUAGUGCUGGAAGCCGACACAUAGGCCACGUCAUGGCGCUCCCUGGCAGGUCCCAGGGUGUAGCCAGCGCCAGCGCCCCCACCACCCCUGUACACCGCUCCCAGGGUGUUGCCAGCGCCCCCACCACCCCUGUACACCGCACCUUUGCCACCUCAGGGGCACCACAGCUGGACUCCAAGUCUGACAGACCUUCUCUGGGGAGCUUGUUGUCCUCCUCCUACAGACAACACCAGGAGUCUCUGACUGCAGAGAGAGAGAGGAGGAGACAAGAGAGGGAGGAACGACUGCAGAAAAUCGAGAGGGAGGAGAGGACCCGCUUCAAUCGGGAUUACAUGGACAAGAGGGAAGAGACAAGACAGGCCAGAGAAGAGAGAUAUAAGUGCAUUGAGAGGCUCGCAGCAGAGGAGUAUGAGAAAGAGAGAGAGCGCGCGAGAGCGCCACCUAGGGGGCGCACAGAGAUCACCCUGAGCCUGAGCCCCACCCCCUCCAGUCGCUCCGCCUCCCCCCGCUGUGCCACGCCCUCCUCCAUCGCCUCUCCGGAAGACGCUGGCACCAUUCCAUCCCAGACAUCCCAGACGCAGGGAAGUGAAGUAGACGUAGAGCCAAGCCGUGACCUUCAGACUAGAACUACAAGUCCAGCGCCAGAGUUAAUAGUAUCAGGACCUUCUCCAGAACCCACAGAGCCCUCCUCCCAAACCCCCUCCCAAACUCCCCCGGCGCCAGCCGAGGAGCAGGCAGAGACAGAGACGCAGACAGAGAAGCAGGAAGUAGCUGAAGUUGAGUCCAAGCAGGAAGUACUAGAGCUAGUGGAGUUAGUGGUAGAUGAACAGACACAGAGUAAAGAGCAAGAAGAACGUGAGGAGGAGGAGGAGGAGGGUAAGGAGGAAGAGAGACAGUCAGGGAAUGAGGUAGAGGGAGAAAAGAAGGUAGAAGAGGAGGUAGAGGUAGAGGGAGAAGAGGUGGAGAUAGAAGAUGUAGAAGUGGUAGAGAUGGAGGGAGAGAGGGGGCAGGCUGCGUCGGAGGAGAGGGAGGUGGAGGAGAGGCUGGUCCUCCUCAGUGAGAAGGAGAGGCAGAACGAGGAAGUGAAUGAGAAGGACAACUGUUCUGCCUCCAGUAUCUCCUCAGCCAGUAGCACUCUGGAGAGAGAGGAGAGGGAGGAGAAAGUCAACAGCAACCUUGAACCAGGCCAGUGCAUUAAGGAGGAAGACGUGAACGGACAGUGCAGCAAGAUCCUCAACAGCAAGCGCUUCAUGCUGGACAUGCUCUAUGCCCAGAACAAAACCGCUGCCGACGAGGACGAAGAGAAGGCGGGAGAGACGGAACAGACGGAGAAAUGCAAAGAGGGGAUGGAGACGUCAUCGCUAGAGGGUCAGGAGGGGUCGUCGGUGGCCAGCUUAGCCAGUCGUAUCUCUACACUGGAGGCCAGCAGGCAGGCCUGCGAAGAGAACGUGAUGAAGAUGGAGGUGCAACACCUGGAGAACCAGGGGAGCGUCAGGGCCGUGGCCGAGAAAUUUGGAGACCUUGUUAAAAGCCUUGUGUCGCCUCACGAGCUGGAGUCAUUGGAGAAGCAGCAGCAGGGGCAGCUUCAACCUGAUAAAGACAAAGCUCCUCCGGCCCCGUCCUCCUCUCCCCUACCUCCUAAGAAGGAGUCAGAUUAUAUCUGGGACCAGCUGAUGGCAGCCCCCAGGGAGCUGCGGAUAAAAGAGAUGGACUUUACAGACCUGGCAGACGAGGAUGAUCUGGACAUCCUAGACGUGGACAGUGUGCUGAUGGGCUCCAGUGACCUAAUGAUCCCUCCCCCUCCUCCCUGUCUCUCCACCCUGCCCCCUCCCCCUCCCCUGGGCCUGUUCGGCUGCCCCCCGCCCCCUCCUGUCCCUGGCAUGAUGCCCCCUCCCCCGCCCUUCAUGCCCCCCGGACCCGCCCAGCCCUACCCGGGGUCCCCCCAGCUGAGCCGAGGGACAGGGGAGCCCCCUCUGUUCCAAAAGAAGAAGAAGACUAUCCGUCUCUUCUGGAACGAGGUAAGGCCCAUGGACGGCCAGUACAGGAACCACAAGCGUUGUAGAGAGUCUCUCUGGUCCAAACUGGAGCCGGUCAAAGUGGACACGUCCAAGCUGGAACACCUGUUUGAAACCAAGUCCAAGGAGCUGCCUGUUACCAAGAAAACAGCAGUGGAUGGGAAACGACAAGAGAUUAUUGUCCUGGACUCCAAACGGAGCAAUGCCAUCAACAUCGGGCUGACCGUCCUCCCCCCUCCCCGCACCAUCAAGACAGCCAUCCUCAACUUCGACGAGUACGCUUUGAACAAGGAGGGGAUCGAGAAAAUCCUGACGAUGAUCCCGACGGAGGAGGAGAAGCAGAGGAUCCAGGAUGCUCAGCUGGUGAACCCUGACGUCCCCCUGGGAUCAGCAGAGCAGUUCCUCCUCACCCUGUCCUCCAUCACGGAGCUGUCCGCCCGGCUGCAGCUCUGGGCCUUCAAGAUGGACUACGAGGUCACGGAGAAGGAAGUGGCAGAGCCUCUGCAGGACCUUAAGGAAGGGAUGGACCAACUGGAGAAGAACAAGACGCUGCGUUACAUCCUGUCCACGCUGCUGGCUAUAGGCAACUUCCUUAACGGAUCCAACGCGAAGGGCUUUGAGCUGGGUUACCUGGAGAAGGUUCCGGAGGUAAAGGACACGGUUCAUAAGCAGUCUCUACUGCACCAUGCCUGUUCCAUUGUGGUGGAGAAGUUUCCAGACAGCUCAGACCUGUACUCUGAGAUAGGAGCCAUCACCCGCUCGGCUAAGGUGGACUUCGACCAGCUCCAAGACAACCUGAGCCAGAUGGAGCGACGCUGCAAAGCAUCGUGGGACCACCUCAAGGUCAUCGCCAAGCACGAGAUGAAGCCUGCGCUCAAACAGAAGAUGUCUGACUUCCUAAAGGACUGUGCAGAGAGAAUCAUCAUCUUGAAGAUAGUCCAUCGGAGAAUUAUCAACCGGUUCCAUGCCUUCCUGUUGUUCCUGGGCCAUCCAGCGUACGCUGUGCGGGAGGUCAGCAUCCACCACUUCAGUAAGAUCCUCAGUGAGUUUGCCCUGGAGUACCGGACCACACGGGAACGCGUCCUGCAACAGAAACAGAAGAGGGCCAACCACAGAGAGAGGAACAAGACCAGAGGAAAGAUGAUCACACAUAGUGAGGAUGAAGAGGAUGGUGAGGAUGGAAAGUUUGGCGGUAGCGCCCCGGGGCCUGUAAGCCAGGAGGGCGUGCUGACGCAGGGUCUGCAGUACGCAGAGGAUGCAGCGGAGCAUGAGAACAUGAAGGCAGUGCUGAAGAGCAGCUUGCAGGGCUGCAGUGACAGUGGAGCGUCCACCGUGCCAGGCCUACGUACACGCACCAGAGCCAGCAGGCCAGGCCGUGUGGGUCCUUGGGGCUCAUCAGUGAUUGAAGACCCACCUAAUUGCACAGAGACAGACGCUGCAGAUGAGAUCAUGGAGCGCAUCGUCAGGUCAGCCACUCAGGGGCCCAGGACACGGACAGAGCCUCGCGAGAGGAAGAGGUCCAGAGCCAACCGCAAGUCACUGAGAAGAACACUGAAAAGCGGUCUGACGCCAGAGGAGGCCAAUGCCUUGGGGUUGUCCAGUGGUUCAGAGAUGGCUGUGUGACAGGAAGAGAAGUAGAGCUGGAUCCGGCAGCACAUCACACACAGACACCUGGGAAACCCUCUUACCGCCUGCCCCGCCCUUCACUGACCCCUGACCUCUAACCCCUGCUCAUCCAGCCAGCCAGUCAACCGCUGCACCAUAGCUUCGCUUGGUCUUUCCCCUGGUUCAGCUUUAUGAUGACUGUAGCUCACCUUCCUGUCUGUGGUUUGUGCAGGUAGCUGUGACACAGUGUUCCACCUGGUUAAGAUGGUAAACAAUGUUCAGGAAGAGACCAUGAGGAAUAUGAUCCUCAUCCAGGACAAUAGAUGGUUUUCAGUGGAACAAAGUGGUAUUAGUAUAGGGGCAGUUAAAGGGGUUCAGUGAUCCAGCUGACUCAGCUCCACACACACACACUCAGGUAAAGUUCAGCAUCCAAACCACUACACUAUGCUGCUGUGCCGACUUGAGUGUUUCUUAAUGGUGUUGUUCCAAUCAGUUGUUUCUCCUAACCUUUGAAUAUGAGGCUGAGGCCUUUGAGGAACAGCUCACAUCCCAACUGUAAGUCUUAAUCACUUAAUGAAGCCCACAGUGACCACAUGACUAGUGGUGAAUCUCAGUUGUAUUUCCUUGAUUCCUCGUGUCUUCUAUCCUCACCUGUCUACACAAGGCUUUGGAGGACUAGAUCUGAGGUUCGUCCUCCCUAACCUUUUCCUCAAUUGAGAUUCACCCUAUGACUGAAAGAUACAAACUGAGACUUACCUACACAGAAGACAUUUAGCCUCAGGACUUCUAAAGGGAGGGACAUGCGAGUGCUUGAAUCACAGGGGACUUGUGUCUGAACCAAAAAGGCCUCGGAGUUGAAUAGUAAAGAAGUUAGCAUCGACGCUAAAGAAGUUAGCAUUGAUGCUAAAUAAGUUAGCAUUGAUGCUAAAUAAGUUAGCAUUGAUGUUAAAGACGUUAGCAUUGAUGUUAUCUAUCCCCACUUAUGAUGAGCAUGUGUGUUGGGCUUGGUGUCAGAUAGUAUUUUUAGUUUGAACAAUUUUUGUUUAUAUAAAAAAAAAAAUGGCUGUGUCCACAGGCUGUUUUGUUCUACUAUACUACUGUGGUAGUUUUUGGGGUUUUAAAAUACUAUAAUCCGUGAGAAAAAGGUGCUCAGAGAAGGAAUAUUUGCACUGGAUGUAGAAGUUGGAUAUUUAGAGGAAAGGAAGGGGAAAUCCUUGACACACACUGAUGUACCAAUCAGAUAUCAGAUGAAUGAAAGAAUCCCCCAGACAGAACCAAUAAUGAAACAGUAGCACAACUGAUUAUACACUCGAAUUUCAGAGGAAAAGUGAACAGAUUCCUUUGACUUUUGCAAACUAAAAUGUUUCCAAUUUUGCAUGUUGUUGAUUCAGUUGGAUUUUAUACAGAUGGAACAAACUGGAAUUCUAAGAGGACACACCAUGAUGUGUUAAGAGGGAAGGUAUCAUUUACUACAUACAAUUGAAUUACUGGUUUCCACUUUUAAAAAACACAUAGCAUAUCACAGUCAUCAACUUUGGUGAGAACAGUCUGUGAGCUGACAAGUGUACAGAAGGGACGAUGCUACUGGGUCCAGACAGACUGACGUCUGUCAAUCACGCGUAGCGAAUGUUCCAGCUUUAACCUAUAGGCCUGCCUACAACAUACAUGUUCCAGCUUUAACCUAUAGACCUGCCUAGUACCUACAAUUACACACGUGUUGCAUGCAUGACACCAGUGUUACGCAAGCUCCUGCUGUUGUUCGCUGCAAAGCCUUCUUCUAUGGUUGAGACAUACUUAUUGUGGAGUGGUAGAACUGACAGGGAGCUAUAUUUACACUGGUUACAUUUACGUACUCUCUCUUUACUCUCUGUGUCAAAGAGUUAGGCAACAUUUAAGAAUUGUUUAAAAAAGUAAGAGAUUAAUAAUUGGUUAUUAUAGAAAAACGAUAUGAGCUUCAACUGAAUGAGUGCCUUUUAUAGACAAAUCUAUUUAUUCAGUAAUGUUCAGGGAGAUAUUUGUUACAGAAAAUGUUACUGUGUGUAAUGAAAGGACUUCCUCCUUAGGUCAAUUCAACAGCUGUGACUUCCUGUUUUCAUUCUUUCCUAGAUGAAUACAUUUCAGUACUAUGUUCCAUGGCUUUAUGUCUUGGAAACAGUUCUCCUUCCAUUUGAGCAUCGCAGUUUUAUUUCGAAUCACAACUAAACUAGGGUUAUAGCUAAUUGUCUAAUGACAAUAUUUCCAUUUUAGCAGUUUUGUCACAAAAAAUGUUCUACAAAAAGAUAUUAGUUGUUUCCAUUUGCCUUAAUGUAGAAUUAGGGCAUUUAGUAUAUCUGAACGUUCCUACACUGUUGACUUGUAAUUGAGGUGUAGUUGUUACAGUCAGCUAGAUAGCUAGUUUUUUUAAGUGUAUAAUUCCAGUUUACAUUUGUAAUUGUGUAGAGAGUUGUAUGAUGAUUCUACACAGUCACAAACAUUCACUGUGAUGGAAACAGCCAUUGUCGACUAAACAUGAAAGAAUAUAUGCUUGCAGCAACACAAGCCACAACAAAACAGUCACACACCUACAAGUAUAUGUCUUUCUCAUGGAGAACUUACACUUUGGUAUGAAACUAUCCAGCACCUUAUACACCAUUUGUAGCAUGCGUCUUUCAUUGAGGAAAACCAGAGCAUUAACAGUGAGAAAGUACAUUCUUUCAGCCUUUUUCUCAGAUGGUCAUUUUGAGUAUUGUAACUCUGAGUACAUGUAAAGUAAUAAUGGGGGAAGAAUGCUGUAAAAUGAUGUAAAUGUCACAACGAUGUGUUUUAUGUCUUUCACUUGUUGGUAUUUUGUAUAGAAUAGUGUAUUAUAGGUUAAACAAAGCAGUGUUAUUCUAUGGAUAUUGUAAUUUAAGUGAAAACCAAACCAUGCAUGGUUUAAAGAAAUGUCUACAGAUGUGGCGUGUCACGUUAUGUUAUGGAUAAAGGGAGAUUCAUUUGAUUUGAAUGCUCAGAGGCAUUUGUUAUGUUUUAUUGUUUUUCCUCUGCACAUGACUUGAAACACAUUAGGAUAGACGGAGUGGUCGAUGUAACCACCUAGGACUGGAUUCAAUCUGUAUCGCUGAAGUUCAGCGUUUUAGCGUGAUUGAAAAUGUUCCUGCAUUAGCAUAGACUGCAUUCAUGGUAAACACUGCAUAUGUCGGCUCAAUCUGAAAUGAUCUGUAACGCUUCAGCCCCUAGUACUCCUAUGGAACCUUCAGCAGCCUUUCAUUACAUUGCACUCAAUAAAACAUGGGGUAUGUCUCAAAUGGCACCCUAUUCCCUAUAGAGUGCACUACUUCUUCUUCUUUCUUUUUUUACCAGGACCCAUAGAGUCCAAAAGUAGUGCACUGUGUAGGGAAUAGGGUGCCAUUUGGGAUGCAAGCCCAUGUUUUCUGUGAUUGGCUAUAUUAUCUCCUUCUCCCACACUGCUGUACUGUAAGUCAGUGUGGGACUUGGACACAAGCACAUCCAGACUCGGUGAGCUUUUCUUGCGUCUUCGCCCCUCUAACAACAACUGUAUGUAUGAACAUCUGGCAAUAAAAGAUCUCUUAAGAAACAUUCA
This is a messenger RNA of Oncorhynchus kisutch (coho salmon), 10253 nucleotides long. It is a transcript of the gene fhod3b, whose product is annotated as formin homology 2 domain containing 3b. The record is from RefSeq and is a predicted model, not a curated record. Gene Ontology annotation, biological process: cortical actin cytoskeleton organization; sarcomere organization; cardiac myofibril assembly. Bases 710 to 6691 code for a protein of 1993 amino acids. Gene Ontology annotation, cellular component: cytoskeleton; cytoplasm. The transcript is spliced from 38 exons. Lineage: Eukaryota; Metazoa; Chordata; Actinopteri; Salmoniformes; Salmonidae. Gene Ontology annotation, molecular function: actin filament binding.